UUGAAAGUUAAUGAUCUUGCUCUGCAGUUUACUUGAAAACAUGACAGCACUUCUUUCUCCGAGCCAUACUGCAAGAUAUGAAAGUUCAAAUAAUGUAUAAGCCAAUGUGUAAUGUCUUUAAUUCUUGAGGUUAUACUUUCAGUACAAAUUGCCAUUUGUCCUUAUGAGAAUUAUUAAAACCUAUCAGGUUUGACACUAAAUCUGUAUAUAUUGUUAAAUUACUAAGCAUCAUAUAAUCAUAUUCACGCGCAUACAUCAUUCUUUACAUUUUCAAUAUAGUGAUAUAUUUAAGAAGUUAAUCGUGCUAGGCACAGAUUUGCAACUAUUAUCUUUGAAAAGUUCUAAAGGUUCCCAGAGUAUUGCAGAUAUGGCAGCAAAACUUAUGCAUGCAGUUCAGUAUGAAAACUACGGUGAAGGGCCUUCUGGUUUGAAGCAUGUGGAUAUUCCAAUCGCCAGUCCUAAGAAAGAUGAGGUUUUGAUAAAAUUAGAAGCAGCUAGCCUAAAUCCAGCUGAUUGGAAAAUUCAGACAGGCACGCUGCGUCCUCUUGUUCCACGCAAAUUCCCUUUUAUACCUGCAUAUGAUGUGGCUGGAGAGAUUGUAGACGUUGGACAAGGAGUCAAAAAGUUCAAAAAGGGUGACAAAGUCGUGGCGUUACUCCACCUUUUGGAUGGAGGCGGACUGGCCGAGUUUGCUACAGCUAGUGAGAAAUUGACAGUUGCUAGGCCUCAAGAAGUUUCAGCAGCUGAAGGUGCAGGCUUACCUACUUGUGGUCUCACAGCUCACCAGGCUCUAACACAAGCUGGAGAGAUUGAGCUUGAUGGAACUGACCAGCUGAAGAGCAUACUCAUUACGGGUGCUUCUGGUGGUGUUGGCCAUUUUGCAGUCCAACUAGCAAAGCUGGCGAACACUCAUGUGACAGUGACUUGUGGAGCUCGUAACAUUGAAUUUGUCAAGAGAUUGGGGGCUGACGAAGUUCUUGACUACAGGACCCCAGAUGGGGAAGCUUUAAGGAGUCCAUCUGGUCAAAAGUAUGAUUUGGUGAUUCAUUGUGCACCUAUUGGCAUUCCAUGGUCAGUGUUUGAGCCAAAUUUGAAUCCACACAGUAAAGUAAUAGACAUUACUCCCAGUGGAAGUGCCUUUAUUACUUUUGUUCGACACACAGUAACUUUCUCCAAGAAGAAGCUGGUGCCUAUGAUCAUAAAUGCCAAGGGUGAGAACCUUGAUUAUCUUUUGAAGUUGGUGAAAGAAGGAAAGCUCAAGACAGUGAUCGACUCAAAGUAUUCUCUGAGCAAGGCUGAAGACGCCUGGGCUAAAAGUAUGGAUGGUCAUGCUACUGGGAAGAUCAUUAUAGAGGCUUGACAAGAUAAACAUAUCUCAGGAUUGAAAUCUUCAUGUACUUAUUUGAGUGUUGUCUUACGGACAAGCUCCUUCAUCUUUGCAAAAGAAUAAGGUGUGUGACUGUCU
Fragaria vesca subsp. vesca is the source of this 1465-nucleotide messenger RNA. RefSeq names its product putative quinone-oxidoreductase homolog, chloroplastic-like. The record is from RefSeq and is a predicted model, not a curated record. Bases 368 to 1360 code for a protein of 330 amino acids. Gene Ontology annotation, molecular function: oxidoreductase activity. NCBI's taxonomy places the organism in Eukaryota, Viridiplantae, Streptophyta, Magnoliopsida, Rosales, Rosaceae. The transcript has 4 exons.